Messenger RNA from Orbicella faveolata, 2117 nucleotides. RefSeq names its product endothelin-converting enzyme homolog. Gene Ontology annotation, cellular component: plasma membrane. Gene Ontology annotation, molecular function: metalloendopeptidase activity. Gene Ontology annotation, biological process: protein processing. NCBI's taxonomy places the organism in Eukaryota, Metazoa, Cnidaria, Anthozoa, Scleractinia, Merulinidae. The record is from RefSeq and is a predicted model, not a curated record.
GGGUCUAUGUUUGUCGCGAUGCAUCAGUGAUCAGAAGUGGCAACUGCAAAUUAAAGUAAAUCAUUGCAUUGGACUGAAGACGAGUUAAUAUGGAUUCUUAUCGUACCCGGGGUGAUACAAACCUAGGUUAUGCAGGUAGCACACAGACCUUAGGUGUCAAGCCCUGGAGUAGCCCGACCUCGUUUACAAAGGAUAACUGGAAAGGGCGUUUUGGACUGGUUUUCAUCUGCGCACUUUUGCUGUUUGUUUGCAUUGCGCUCGCUAUCGUCCUAAUCUUGACCCAUGUCAGGCAACCAAACGACCAUUGCAGUUCAAGCUCAUGUUUGGAGGUUGCAGGUGCAAUAAAGCAGAACCUGAACGAGUCUGUUGAUCCGUGCAAGGACUUCUUUCAAUACUCCUGCGGCGGUUGGAUCAAGAACAAUCCAAUUCCAUCAUCCGAAAAUUGGUUCGCAGCUUAUCGUAAGCUAGGUGACGAAAACAACAAGAAACUAUUAUUACUCUUGUUAGAAGAUGGCGACUUUCCAAGCGGACACGCUGUAAGGAAAACUAAAGACUAUUUCAAAUCUUGCAUGGCGGAAGACCAGAAUGACAACACUGCUCUCCCUGAGUUAAAACGUCUUAUUACUCAAUACGGAUCGUGGCCACUGGGAAAUACUUCAUGGAAGGAGUCAACAUGGAGUCUUCCUGAGGUUUUAAUGGCAUUCCAAAUGGAGUUUUCAUACAUGUCACCUCUGUUUGUGCUAAACGUUGAUGUUAAUCCUUUCAACUCUUCACAACACGUUCUUAAGAUAACACCUCCAUCCUUGAGUCUAAUUCCUGCGAAGUACUUGAGCCCUGAUAACAAGACGCGGUUGGCUUAUUUGAAAUACAUGACCAAAGUAGGAAGGCUGCUCGGAGGAGGAAGUGACACGAAAGACCAAAUGGCAAAGGUUUUGGAGCUGGAAGGAAAGAUUGCAAAGAUCAUUCCGCCACGAGGUGUGAUACUCAAUAAUUUCCACCUGAACAUGAACAUAACAGAGCUUGAACGCAGGGCUCCAGGAUUCGGGGCAAGAGAAGUUUCCUUUUUUUAUUUCAAGGAAGAAGCUAUGAAAAGUAAGAUUGGUUUUCCAAAGCUCUGUGCUAAUGAAACACUGCUGAACGAGUAUUAUAAAGAUGUAAGUCCCGUGAUUGAUGUAAACGUAAGAUCUUUCUCCCCCUCCUCCUCCUCCUCCUCCUCCUCUUUCUCUUACCGCAACAGUUACCUCCUGAAUGCACUGGGAGUGAUGAGUUGGCAAACAAGGUCUUCUUUCUCAAAAUUUAAGAGUCCGGUCGACAAAGAACAGUGGCAUCUUGGACCUCAGCUGGUGGAAGCAUAUUACUUACCUAACAGAAACGAAAUAAACAUCCUGGCGGGAAUUUUGCAGCCUCCACUUUUUUACGGAAGAAAUGCACCAAGAGCGGUGAACUUUGGAGCAAUGGGAAUGGCCCUUGCACAUGAGCUUUCCCACGGAUUCGACGCACGCGAAAUAAAGCUAUUUCUUUCACCAGGGAGAUAUUUUAACAAAGAUGGGGAAAUAAUUGAUGACUUGUGGAGCACAAGCACUUUAGAAGGGUUUGAAGAGAGAUCCAAGUGCAUUGUGGAUCAGUACAACAAGUAUCCCGUGGAUGGUGGGGACGAAGGCCAAAUAUAUGUAAGACACAAUAAUGACACCUUUUUAAAAACGCAGAAUUAUCAAUUUUUUUUUAAAUUUCCUCUCGAACAGAUCGAUGGGAAACUCACUCUGAGCGAAAACAUUGCUGACAACGGUGGCAUCAGACUCGCUUACUGGGCGUACAAGGAUUGGGUCAAGAACAAUGGUCCAGAGACAUUGCUACCUGGCCUCAACAUGACAAACGAGCAGCUCUUGUUCGUCAGCUUUGCUCAGGUAUGGGGACGAAACCUUCCUUUCAGUUAUUGGGGAGUGUGGUGUAGCGCGUUUACUCCGUCAGCUGCCUUUUUAAGGGCAAAGAUGGACAAUCAUGCACUGGCCAAUUACAGGGUAAUUGGACCUCUAUCGAAUAUGAAAGAGUUUUCAGAGGCCUUCAACUGUCCCGCAGGUCGAGGGAUGAAUCCCGAGAAGAAGUGUAAAGUAUGGUGA